GUCGUGGAGGCAGCGGCGGCGGAUUUAGGGGCGGCAGAGAUGGAGGACGAGGAAGGGGCAGGGGAGCAUUCAGUGGAGGCAGAGGCAGAGGGAGUGCUAUGAAGCGUGAUGGAGGUAGAGGUGGUGGAAGAGGCGGCGGAAGAGGUGGGGGAAGAGGAAGAGGACGUGGAGGAAUGAAAGGAGGGAGUAAGGUUGUUGUGGAGCCUCAUAGGCACGAGGGAGUGUUCAUUGCGAAGGGGAAGGAGGAUGCACUUGUUACUAAGAAUCUGGUACCUGGUGAUUCUGUCUACAACGAGAAAAGGAUUUCUGUUCAGAAUGAAGAUGGAACGAAGGUUGAGUACAGAGUGUGGAAUCCUUUCCGUUCUAAGUUGGCUGCUGCUAUUCUUGGAGGCGUGGAUGAAAUUUGGAUUAAACCUGGCGCGCGUGUUCUCUACCUUGGAGCUGCAUCUGGAACAACUGUCUCCCAUGUUUCCGACCUCAUUGGUCCUACUGGGGUUGUCUAUGCAGUAGAGUUUUCAAACAGAAGUGGUAGAGAUUUGGUGAACAUGGCAAAGAAACGUACCAAUGUUAUUCCCAUUAUUGAAGAUGCCCGACAUCCUGCUAAAUACAGGAUGUUAGUCGGAAUGGUUGAUGUCAUAUUUUCUGAUGUUGCUCAGCCUGAUCAGGCAAGGAUUUUAGCACUGAAUGCCUCUUACUUUUUGAAAGCUGAAGGUCAUUUUGUCAUAUCCAUAAAGGCUAACUGCAUAGAUAGCACUGUACCUGCUGAGGCUGUAUUUGCUCAAGAGGUUAAGAAGCUGCAAGCAGAUCAAUUCAAGCCAAGUGAGCAGGUCACCCUUGAACCCUUCGAGCGUGAUCAUGCCUGUGUUGUUGGUGGUUACAGGAUGCCCAAGAAGCAAAAGCCAACUUCCUAGGUUAGGACUUAGUAGUAGCAAAUGUCUUAUUUUCAACUCAAACUUGAGGGUUGUUUCAAGUUUUGUAUUGCAUUAUUUUAUGCUUAAUUAAUUAAUCUGAUCGUACAUUUUCACAACAUGAAUUAUGAUGUUUUAUUAGAACAUUUUCGUAGCACAUUUGACCCAAUGUUCCUCCGUAAUGUUCUGUCUGCGAACGUAGUGGAUGUAUGAUUUAGUUUUGUGUAAUUUUUAUCAUGAAGUUUGAAUUGUCGUAAACCAGGC
Molecule: messenger RNA, 1172 nt
Organism: Cuscuta epithymum
Lineage: Eukaryota; Viridiplantae; Streptophyta; Magnoliopsida; Solanales; Convolvulaceae
Source: the annotation of a GenBank genome assembly